Centropristis striata (black sea bass) is the source of this 1629-nucleotide messenger RNA. RefSeq names its product mitogen-activated protein kinase kinase 4b (gene map2k4b). Bases 18 to 1283 code for a protein of 421 amino acids. The record is from RefSeq and is a predicted model, not a curated record. The transcript has 13 exons. Gene Ontology annotation, biological process: protein phosphorylation; MAPK cascade. Lineage: Eukaryota; Metazoa; Chordata; Actinopteri; Perciformes; Serranidae. Gene Ontology annotation, molecular function: JUN kinase kinase activity; ATP binding.
CGGAAUCCAACACAACAAUGGCGACUCCCAGUCCUGACAGCAACUCCACAAGCUCCGGCAACAGCUGCAACAUUGUAGGAUCCACGUCGCACCAUUUCCACCACCAGACACAGAGCAGCAGCAUGCAAGAAACCAACACCUGCUGGAGAUGUCAAAAUGAAACAGGGUUUCAGAUAAGCCUGUCUGGAGUGUCCCAAAGUAAACGUAAAGCUCUGAAGCUGAAUUUCGCCAACCCUCCAGUGAAACCGGCCUCCAGGCUCCCGCUUCAUCCAACGCCUCCCUCUUUCCAGAACCCUCACAUAGAGCGUCUGCGGACACACAGUAUCGAGUCGUCGGGGAAGCUGAAGAUCUCUCCGGAGCAGCAUUGUGACUUCACGGCAGAAGAUCUGAGAGACCUCGGGGAGAUCGGUCGCGGGGCUUAUGGCUCCGUUAACAAGAUGGUCCACAAACCCACGGGCCAGAUCAUGGCUGUCAAGAGGAUUCGCUCCACUGUGGAUGAGAAGGAGCAGAAGCAGCUGCUGAUGGACCUGGACGUGGUGAUGAGGAGUAGUGACUGUCCCUACAUCGUUCAGUUCUACGGAGCUCUCUUCAGAGAGGGGGACUGUUGGAUCUGUAUGGAACUUAUGGCUACCUCAUUAGACAAAUUCUACAAAUAUGUAUAUUGUGCAUUAGAUGACGUCAUUCCAGAGGAAAUAUUAGGCAAAAUAACAUUAGCUACCGUUAAAGCACUGAACCACUUAAAAGAAAACUUGAAAAUAAUUCACAGAGACAUCAAACCUUCCAACAUUCUAAUGGACCGAACGGGUAAUAUCAAGCUGUGUGACUUCGGCAUCAGUGGUCAGCUGGUGGACUCCAUAGCCAAGACCAGAGACGCAGGCUGCAGACCUUACAUGGCACCUGAGAGGAUAGACCCCAGUGCUUCCAGACAAGGCUACGAUGUGCGCUCUGACGUGUGGAGCUUGGGGAUCACCCUGUACGAGCUGGCCACAGGAAGGUUCCCGUACCCAAAGUGGAACAGCGUCUUCGACCAGCUGACACAAGUGGUGAAAGGUGAACCUCCUCACCUCAGCAACUCAGAGGAGAGGCAGUUCUCCCCCAAGUUCAUCAACUUUGUCAACCUAUGCCUUACAAAGGAUGAAUCAAAACGGCCAAAGUACAAGGAGCUUCUCAAACAUGCCUUCAUUCUGAUGUAUGAAGAGCGUUUUGUGGACGUUGCCAGUUACGUAUGUCGCAUCCUGGAUCAGUUCCCCACCUCUCCCAUCUCCCCCAUGUACGUGGACUGAUGGAGUUAAACUGGGGGGGGGGGGGACACGAAGCUCUGUGAUGCAACGCUUGAAAUGUAAGAGUUGAGUAGGAUCACCUGUUUAUUCACACGUUCCAAAGAACAAAGGAACUAAUGGUGCAAUGAGACGAAUAUUGUAAAGCAAACCCUUCCACCUCAUUUUAAAGUAAAUCUAAAAUCACCCAUCUUCAGCCAGGAAAACGUGGAGACAUUGUCUUCAUGAAAUGCAAUGCAUCUUUUCAUGUGGGGGGGAAAUGAAUAGAGUAUACAUAUGGUAUAUAGAAAGUAUAUACUUGAAGUGGUUAUACACAAAUACAGAAUCUACCAAAUAAAAUGUUGAACAGUGA